CGAUACACAAACCCGACAGAGCGUCGGGUGCUCCGCGUGUCUAGGGGUAACGUGGACCUUCCGUCUCUCUCGACUCGCCGUAAACGAUCAGCGUCACACGCGAUGAAUGCCGCGCGUCACGUGUUACUUGCGCGUGACACCUGGCACGUCACGACGUAAUCUUCGAUGACGACCUCAACCCUACGACAUCCUCGCACCGGUGAAAAACCAUUGUUCCGGUCUGUUCGUCAUGGGCAGAUCCUGCGUUUUCUUCAACGACGAAUCUUUCGACAAGAUACCUAGUUGCCAAAUUGUGUCGAGAUCUCGGGAUUACGCACGCGGAAAAUUAUAAUUCAACGUAGCGUAAAUUCAACGAUUGUGAUUUGUCUGACAGUACUAUCGUCCCGACAUUCAAGGCGCGAUCUCCUCGACCACCGAUAGAUCUCGAGGCAUCGCGAGGUGCCAUUAAGAGUGUCCUCGGCGAUUCAGGCGUAAGUCAAUUGGGAAAUUGACGAGGAGCAACGAGAAAAUUGCGCGCAUGUAAAGCUGACCAUAAUCGCGCGAAAAUGAGCGUGUCGAGAUCAAAUGCCGAGGAAAAUCGAUAGCGCGCAAUGAUCCCUCAUGCGUGAUCGCAGAUCUACGGAUCUCGCUCUCGAGGAUUUCAUCACAGAGGUUACGGCAGCAUGAAGACGGAAACUCAUCAAAAGGUUUGAUGCUUAUACGCGAGUUGAAACUUGUCCUGUACUCGUCGUCAUCGGCGACGGUCGUCUUAGGAUAACGGAUCUCAUCAAAGCGUUUUAUGAUUGAGACUGGUGUAUGCUUCGUACCAAAUCUCUCUCUCUCUCUCUCUCUCUCUCUCUCUUUCUUAUUCACUUUCUACAUCUCUUCUCCCUACGAAACUUUCUCGGACUUCUUCGCAAAAGAUUAUACGGAACUCGAGGAAUCAUUAGAGCGUUAUCAUCACCGGUCGAUGUCGACCAAACUUUGUCCGGCCGUCGAUAAUUCGUAGGAAUCGUCCGAUCAUAGUUUAGUAUCUUGUUGUCGGUCGCGCUUUUAAUAACUGCGUCAUGUGUAAUGAUUGAUCGUUCCCAGCUUUCGAGAGAAAGAGAGUGAAAGAAUGAGUUCUUGUAAUACAAGAGUGCUGGCGAGUGUUGGCAAUCAGAAAUGAACAUUCCUUUGAUCGUCGCUCUUUUAUCGAGCCAAUCACUGUAUUAUUGAACAGGUUAGACGCUUGAAAAGAAAUCAAUGCGUAUUGUCAUGGCGCGACACGGAAAUUCUUGCUGAACGUAAUAGUCAAGGUACCGAACUGAUUUUGAAGAGUUAACUAGCCCACCGAUGCAUUUUCAUAGACCCUCGACCUUUCACGAACGUGCGGAUAUGUAGGGUGGCCCUCGUCAUCUGCUGGCGCGUUCGCGGGGGUGAAUUGGCGCAAAGUGUGUUACGGACAAUACAGAUUAUUUCGAGCACGAGGAUCGGAUGUUGCGAACGGCUGGCAGGAUUUACACAGCGCAUUCGGCUGUAGGAAGAUUCUGACCGCUCGCAUUAGUGGUUCUCUCUCUCGUACCGGAUUACACACCGUAUUAAGCUGCACGAUUCCUAAGAGACGUCCCAAGCCUGCUGCAGCAAUGGAGGCCCGGCCAUUUCCCAACUUUCUUAUUCAAGAUGUUUUGAGAGUAAUUUAACUUGGAUCCCGGUCGAAGAGUGCCAGUUCCAGCGCGCCGGGAGUGGAGGGAGGACGUCGUCGUUGGGGUGAGAGCCGCGGGAUAAAACGCGCGGAAGGAGAGAGUGACUAUCCCGUGAUGCGGGACCUCGGCGGGGCAAAGUUCACGUGCCAUCCGUCGCGAACGAAUUAAGCGAUCUCUCUGUCGGAGAAUUGCCCUCAUCCCCGGAGCCAGACACAUCCGGCCAGACACGCACAUCUGACCGGUUGGCCCGGCUGCCCUGUCCGAUACCGACGACCAAGGUCGCCGUACGGUUAUGCUAGUGGCGUCGCUCCAGGUGGCCAGCAAAUGCUGUCAUGCCGCUGCCAUGCCAGCCGGCGGUCCGCAUCUGGCCGCUGGUCGCAACUCAGUGGACUCAGAUCAGACUACGGAGCCGCUACUAUCCUCGCGUAGGACUCGCCCUGCUGCUCGUCCUGUUGAUCCUGACCGGCCGUGGUCGCGCGGCUUCCUCUCAACCUGUGACCCGCUACGCCUCGCGCAUCGUCGAGACGAAGAGCGGACAAAUACGUGGAAUACUUCAGGAGUUGAACAGCCGGCACUUGGACCCCGUAGAAGUGUUUCGCGGCAUACCUUACGCCGCGCCUCCGGAGGGAGAAUUAAGAUUCCGUGCUCCGAUGUCGCCGAUACCUUGGAGCGGCGUCAAAUUAGCGGACACCUUUGGCGCGGUGUGCCCGCAAAACUAUCCGGAUCUCACCAAUGACACCGCCGCGCUCCUCCAAAUGCCGCAUGGGAGAUAUCAACAGCUAAAAAAGAUGAUCGUAUUCUUGACCAAUCAGAGCGAGGACUGCCUCUUUCUCAACCUGUAUAUACCCGGAAGCGGAUCUCGAGGACUGGAGGCGCCGUAUGCGGUGAUGGUUUACGUACACGGUGAGAGUUUCGAAUGGGGAUCGGGUAACAUGUACGACGGAUCGGUCUUGGCGAGCGCCGGCCACGUCAUAGUGAUCACACUCAAUUAUCGUCUCGGCAUCUUAGGUAUGUGCCACCCUAUAAUUAAUUAUUUAUGUAAUAUUCACAGUUCCGGAGAUAAUUUCGUUUAUUCUCGGAAGAAAAUGGAAGAGCGACAGAGUGCUGCGCUGUUGCUUUCAGGAUCUCGAGGACUGGAGGCGCCGUAUGCGGUGAUGGUUUACGUACACGGUGAGAGUUUCGAAUGGGGAUCGGGUAACAUGUACGACGGAUCGGUCUUGGCGAGCGCCGGCCACGUCAUAGUGAUCACACUCAAUUAUCGUCUCGGCAUCUUAGGAUUCUUGAGGAGUCGUCCUUUCACCAACAGGACGAACGGAUCUGGCGGGAAUUUGGCUUUAAAGGACAUCACGAUGGGACUACGCUGGGUGCGUGAGAACAUUGGCGCUUUUGGCGGCGAUCCAACGCGAAUAACUCUGAUGGGCCAUGACACUGGAGCAGCGUUAGUGAAUCUGUUAUUGCUCGCUUCUUACAGCAAAGGUAGGGGAAGAAUGUUUACACACAACGCAAUUAGUAUCAAUCUUGGUUAA
Formica exsecta is the source of this 3190-nucleotide messenger RNA. RefSeq names its product neuroligin-1-like. Gene Ontology annotation, molecular function: neurexin family protein binding; signaling receptor activity. Gene Ontology annotation, cellular component: cell surface; postsynaptic membrane; synapse. The record is from RefSeq and is a predicted model, not a curated record. Lineage: Eukaryota; Metazoa; Arthropoda; Insecta; Hymenoptera; Formicidae. The transcript has 8 exons. Gene Ontology annotation, biological process: synaptic vesicle endocytosis; neuron cell-cell adhesion; postsynaptic membrane assembly. The coding region runs from base 1997 to 3190 and encodes 397 amino acids.